CACGGCGGAAGUGAGGGUCUCUCACGUAAGAGUUGCUACCGGUGCUUAGCCACGUCAUGUAAACUUAGCAGUGGAUGGGUUGUGGUGUAAGACAGCAGCCUCGUCGUUUUUAAGUUAGUUAUUAAAAUUCCCCAGUGAGAAAGCUUUUUUCAGAACUUGAAGUCAUCAGAAGUCUUAUGGAAGGAUGUCGGACAUCGGGGACUGGUUCAGGAGCAUCCCGUUCAUCACCCGGUCUUGGUUUGCUGCUUCCAUAGCUGUUCCUUUUAUCGGGAAGCUAGGCUUGAUCGAUUUCAGAAACCUCUUACUCUUCCCAGAGCUGGUUUUCAGCAGAUUCCAUAUCUGGAGACCGAUCACAGCCACCUUUUAUUUUCCAAUAACCCCCAAUACCGGCUUUCUUUACCUUGUUAACCUGUACUUCCUUUAUCAUUACUCCACUCGGCUGGAGACAGGGGCCUUUGAUGGCAGACCUGCAGACUACGUGUUCAUGCUUCUCUUCAACUGGAUCUGCAUUGUUAUAACUGGGUUGCUCAUGAACAUGCAGCUGCUCAUGAUCCCGCUCAUCAUGUCGGUUCUGUACGUCUGGGCUCAGUUCAACAAAGACACCAUUGUUUCCUUCUGGUUUGGAACGCGGUUUAAGGCCUAUUAUCUACCCUGGGUCAUCCUGGCCUUCAACUUCAUUAUUGGAGGCUCUUUUAUGAACGAACUGACGGGAAACCUGGUGGGCCACCUCUUCUUCUUCCUCAUGUUCAAAUACCCCAUGGAUCUAGGGGGACGCUCUUUUCUGUCGACGCCGGAGUUCUUGUAUCGGUUCUUCCCCAACAGGAGAGGAGGCGUGUCGGGCUUCGGAGCUCCCCCCAGCAGACGACCAGCUGCCCAGGACCCCGCUGGCGGAGGGGCGGGGGGCCGACACAACUGGGGGCAGGGCUUUCGUCUGGGGGAAGAUUGAGGGAGUCCUGAACUGUCAGCAACAAACGGCUGGGCGGCCGAUGUUUUGGACUAAACCGUUUCUCACCCCCUUGUUUUAUUUCAAGAAAAUCAAAUGAUCAACUUUAAAUUGACUUUAAGUCAGGUUUAGGCUAAAAAAGACCAGGAAGUGCAGCAGGACUCUGUUCUCCGAGUGAAGAUGCUGCAGCAGCGUGGAGCAGAAUGUUUAACGCCACUCUGCUCCUGCCUGUCAGUCAGGAAGACGUGUUGUUUUUCUCUCUCUGACGCCAUAUUUGAUUUCAUUAGAAUUUCUUCAUGCACUGGGAGGCCGUCCUGCUUCAGAGCGCCAUCUCUGGGUCGGUUUUCACGGAUGUGAAAUGAUGACACGGCUGGCUUUUCUCCUGUUGUAAACAGAUGGAUGGAUCCUCGCUCUUUAUUGUAAAUAAAACUUUUUUUGAAAGAUGA
Molecule: messenger RNA, 1389 nt
Organism: Oryzias latipes (Japanese medaka)
Lineage: Eukaryota; Metazoa; Chordata; Actinopteri; Beloniformes; Adrianichthyidae
Gene: derl1
Product: derlin 1
Source: RefSeq, a predicted model, not a curated record